UUGCCUCACGCGCUGGUUUAAUAUAAACCACGUCGUCAACACUGGCCGCGAAACAGGAGCGGAAAUUAUCCGUGAUAGGAAUGCGCAUGAAAACUUUGCUGUGAAUACUGAAUUACUUCAACGCAGGAGGUGGACGUGCCAUUAUUUCAUAACCUCGUUUUCUUCUUUUCAAAGACAACCGGUUAAGGAUGAGAUGCAACACGAGGACAUUUUCCUCUCAUUUCUGCUGUUAUCCCCAUCAGUGAUGCUCCAGUUAUAUAAGGAAGGUUCCUGUGGUGCAUAGGCUUUAAAAUGGAUCAACACUGCACAGCUCUGAAUAGCAUAACCAAAAUCAGCUGAUUAUGCUGGUUAACAUAAUGGCUAUGCUGGUCCACCAGUCUGGACCAGUAUGGAACAUCAUUCCGGUCUAUGCUGGUCUUCUCAGCACAAGUCAAGACCAGUGUAUACCUCCCACCCCGCCCCACCACGGCCCUCACCUGUGUGUUGCGGUGCUUCCCUUGUGAGCCGACCUGGGCCGGCAGCCCCUUCUUGCACCGCCCGCCGACCCGGUCCAUGGUUACCAUGACGCGCUCCAAAACCUUCCAGGCGUACCUUCCCAGUUGCCACCGUACCUACAGCUGCAUCCACUGCAGAGCACACCUCGCCAACCAUGAUGAACUCAUCUCCAAGUCCUUUCAAGGAAGUCAGGGCAGAGCAUAUCUGUUCAACUCUGUGGUGAAUGUGGGAUGUGGCCCUGCAGAGGAGAGAGUUCUGCUGACUGGACUUCAUGCAGUUGCAGACAUCUACUGUGAAAACUGCAAAACCACAUUGGGCUGGAAAUAUGAACAUGCAUUUGAAAGCAGUCAGAAGUACAAGGAGGGCAAGUUCAUCAUCGAACUCGCCCACAUGAUCAAAGACAAUGGCUGGGAAUGAACAGACGCCUGGGAGAGUCGAAGUGGAUGACGGGUGAAUGCGUGGGUGGAUGACUGACUUUGGUUUGCCAUUACCCUCUUAAAACCUAAAAUUCCUCCAUCUCCUGCUGACACACACGCACCUCGUCCCCGGGUGCCCACCCGGACCGGUAUCGGGAGAGAGGGCCGCCCCGGGUGGGCGUUGUGUGCCUGGAGGAGAGCGCGUGCGUGUGUGUGUGUCCUCCCCGAUGCGUGGGAGCACACUGAGAUACAUGAAUGCAUACACAAGGUGUACAGACGUACAUGCACACACAUACGCCAAAGCAUGUCAUGCUUGUUUGUACUGUACGCAGCUCUAUUCAUACGUGUGACAUAAGGCAGGGCUCUGAGGGCACGCUGCGCUUGGCAGGAUCGGGGUCAUGCGUUGACAGAACUGAUGGGGGUCUCUCCACAUUCUGUUUGUAAGAAACUACCAGGGUUUUUCCCAUUCAGCUGAGGAUAGCACCAUCUGUACAAUCGUGGAGGCCUGGCGCACGCAGAUAGCAGAGAGGUCUGGAGAGAUCAGUGAAUGAGGCUCUUAAACCAAUGAUUCAAAUGAAGUUUACCCCUCCUGCUUUUAAAGAGAUAAUGCACAUGAAAUAAAAAGUUGUUUUAAAGGCAAAUGGCAAUUUAAAGAAAAAUAUAUAGGCUAGUCUUCACUUAAUAAUGAAGGUAAAUGGGGACUGGCACCAUAAAUGACAAUAAAUGUAUCAUGAUAGUGGUCUGUACAUUUUGUUAACUAAUAUAUGAGGAGCUCAGAUGCAAAAGCUGCUUAGCGUCACCUCUGUCAAAAAUGAGAUGUUAUGCUCUCUGUCAUUUUCAUCAAAUAAAAUCCCUGCCUCGGGCCAUUAAAAAACUGCUUUGUUGGAGACAAAGAACUCGCUAAACGCUAUGUCGAUUUUUUUAGCAAAGUCCUCUUAAGUGCAAUAAAGAUAAAUUGGAUGAACAUCGGCGUGUGAAACGACCGUGUUUCACAUUCAAACUUAAACCUGAAACAACCCGAACAUGGCAGUCACAUGGAUCACAGCGCCCCCCUGAUAUGUGGUUCAGUUUCUUCAUUUUUACAUUCUGACUUUCAUCAUUUGCAAUGUUUGCAGUUACAUCUUUAGUGAUUUUGCAACUGGUUACUAUGUCAAUAUCCAAAAAAGUGGAUUUUAUUUGAUACAAAAAGCUUGUGUGCACAUAGAGGGUUUUUCAGCGAAACACAGUCAAAUUUGUUAAAAACCAAUAAAAAAUGUCUUAAGGCAUUUAAGUCACUGACUAAGGUGCUGAUCACACCAAACGCGUUUAUGGCAAUUGCAGGCGCCUUUUUGAAUGACUUUGGCCAGAGGGCAAUUCACAACCAAGACAUUAAAAAAUUGAUUCGGCGAUGCUGCCACGCCUACAUGUCACGUCUGGUCGGCUUGCCAAGCUUUUGUAGUGUAAACGCACAUGUGGUUGAAUGUGUUUGAACAGCCACACGCGAGCGCCUUCUCUCCGCCCAUUUAUCUAAUCUGAGGUACUGAACACAAUGUUUUACGUCUUUUUUGACUUCUGGCACGAACACACAGUGUACAGCGCUAUGUUUAGCCUUUCAUUGAUAAAACUAAAGCGGCUGAUCUCCGCAGUUUCAUUUUACAAGCGUGUGAAAGUUGCAUGAUCUUAUUUCAUCAAUUGCGCUGAAAUAUCAGAGAAAGCUCUAACAUAUGCAUGUACAAAACACUGUGCAGCAUAUUUACUUACUACACAAGCAGUGGACUCAGACAUAAUAUUAGUUUGCGUCCAUAUAAACUCGUCAUUACUCCCGCUCGCGUUUAAAAAACAAGUUGCAAAGUAGAGAAAUGUUCAUCUGACAGGAAGUUUUGUUUUAUCAGGUAUAUGCGUGUACCAUAUUUUUCCAUUGACAGCACGAUUAACAUGGCAGGGCAUCACUGGGUUUAAGGUCAGAUAUUAUAUUUCAUAAAAGUUUAGUCUAAAAAUGCCAUAGUAUUUUUUGUGCUUUCAAAAAAAAAGGUAAGAAUCGAACCGUGGCCUCAGAAUUGAAAAUUUAAUCGAAUCGAGGAUUUGGAGAAUCGUGACACCCCUAACAGAGAGCAUUAUGCACACUGUUUACAUGAGCCCAAGGCCUUGCGUUGUUUGCAACUGUCCGAAGCACGCGCUUUUGAAGGAGCGCUGAGAGCGGAAUAGCAUCCAACGUCAGUUGCGUCUUUCCAUUGUCCACUUGAAUUAAGCGAGAGGCGGGCCUUACGUUGUGGUUACAGGGGGUUUACAGUUGCUUGAACUCCACUCACUCACUCCUGUGUGUUUGUGCACCUUUCAACCUCAAACAAGAUCAGAGCAAGCGUCCUCUUUUUAAAGUUUCUUCUAAUAAAUCAAGUUAAGAGCAAAAGAGCGCUUACGCUUCAAUAUUUGACUGACAAUACAGGUGACUCUGCGGUUGCCUAGCAAUACAAAAAGCCGCGCUGCACUGCUCUUUUUCAAGUGAUCAAAGUGCGUUCACACCACCACCGACGAGAGCGUAAAAAAAUGCUCUGGCUGCCCUGCCAACAACGCUAUAGAAAAAGUGUCUCUGAUGCGCAAAUUCACUCUUUGGACUCCUGGAGGUUUCCGCCUUCCAAUUGGUUGCCGUCAAACGUUUCCGUCUUCCGAUUGGUUGCCGCCAAACUUUUGCGUCUUCCGAUUGGUUGCCGCCAAACUUUUGCGUCUUCCGAUUGGUUGCCGUCAAACUUUUCCGUCUUCCGAUUGGUUGCCUGCGAACCGCGUCAUAGCUCAUUACCAUUAAGUUGAGCUGAUUUCAACUCCGUCCAUGAGGCGCCGCGCCACUGCUCCCCGUCGGCUCUCAUUAAAAAUGAAUGACUUCCGGACACUUUGACGCUCUCGCCGGUGGCAGUGUGAGUGUACAGUAAUAACCUUUUUAUUGCCAUCAAAGUGAAAUUACUGAACCUAAACAUAAGAGAGUGAUAAAAAUCUCAUUUACAAGAAAACAUUUCAGCCGCACAUCAGAGGGUUUUGCAUCUGAACUUCUCAUUUGAAAUAUUUUGAAUCCAGCUCUAUGUGGGAAAAAGACCAACAUUUAAGUAUUCCAAGAUGAAAUCUUGUAAGCUGUAUAAUGACAGCAUUUUCAUUUUUUGGCGUACUGUCUCUUUAAGAAAAGAUAUGGAUCUCAUCGACUUUAAAAACAUGCAGCCCACAUUAACAUGAAUGUAAACCUUUGUGUAUAGCAGUUUACAACGUGUUGUAUCUGGACAUUUUUGUGUCUGUGUACCAUGUUAACAGUUUGUGCCGGUCCCAGUUUCAAGGUGUGUAUUUGUAGCGAGUGUUCUUGCUGUUAGUGGACUCUUUUGGGACUAAUGAAAUUAGGUAAGACACUGUACACUGCCUCUCCAUUAGAUUUGUAUAAUAAAAAUCAAUCCACUCUUGAAAGCUCCUGUGUGCCCAAGACAACUGAUAUACAAUUCACUUCAGUGUCGACAUCAUUAACCAAAGACCCAACCUCAAAUUAGUUGACCAACACAAAAAAUUGCUUUUUAAUUCUUUGCUUGGGGCAGACAAUGGUGGGGUGUGGAGUUGUAUAGUCAGAAAGCAAGCUUAUUGACAUUUUUCUCUCUAAAAUGUAUUAUUUACUUGUUGAAAUGACUAUAUAAUGAAUAUAUGUUUGUGUGUGUAUACAGCUAUUUAUUCACAGCUGAUUUUCAUCUGUGUCAGGGACUAAAUUGUUGCGUUUGUUUUAAAUUAUUAUGACUGUCAUCCUAGCAUUAUCACAAUUCAUGUCUUGACACCAAAUUUACUACUUUUGUACUCCUGUAAGACGUUUUAACUGUAGUGCGUUUUAUAAAUGGAGGUGGAGAGGAUAAUGAUGUUAUUGGCACUGAUCGAUAUUGAUAUAAAAUAUCAAUAAAGUUGAAAUGUUGACUGGUU
Paramisgurnus dabryanus is the source of this 4826-nucleotide messenger RNA. RefSeq names its product yippee-like 2b (gene ypel2b). The record is from RefSeq and is a predicted model, not a curated record. Lineage: Eukaryota; Metazoa; Chordata; Actinopteri; Cypriniformes; Cobitidae.